Momordica charantia (bitter melon) is the source of this 572-nucleotide messenger RNA. The record is from RefSeq and is a predicted model, not a curated record. Lineage: Eukaryota; Viridiplantae; Streptophyta; Magnoliopsida; Cucurbitales; Cucurbitaceae.
AAUCAAUUAUGGAAAGAAGAGAAUUAGAAUACAAGAAGUGGGCAAAUAUAUAAAAGGAAUCUCCGUUUCCCCUGUUCUCGUCCUUCCGACGGUUGACCCUCUGCUUCAGAGAUUAAAUUGCGAGUUUCUUCGGCUUCCUCCACCAUUUCCACAACUUUCCAGCUCCCACAAUGACCCGCGGAAACCAGAGGGAGAAGGACCGAGAGAGGGCCCAAGCUCGCAACACCGCCAAGGGCAAGGGCAAGGAUGAUGGUUUGACCCCCGAGCAGCGCCGUGAGAGGGAUGCGAAGGCGCUGCAAGAGAAGGCGGCGAAGAAGGCGGCUCAGGCGGCAUCGGGAGGUGAUUCGUCCGGAGGUAAAAGUAGCAAUAAGAAAUAAAAUCGCCGUGGGGUUUUGAAUCGUGUGAACUAUGUUGAUUUUUAGUUUGGUUCUUGUUUAACCGCUGAGAUCUCGUGGUUUUGACUGUUUGAUAUUUGGAGAAGUAAUCAAUGUUUGUCUCUCAGUGAUGUGAAUGGAUACGUAUUCAUGCUGUCAACGUUUACUGUUGAUGAUUAUUUCUUUUCUUUCUGUUCA